Molecule: messenger RNA, 690 nt
Organism: Rotaria sp. Silwood1
Lineage: Eukaryota; Metazoa; Rotifera; Eurotatoria; Philodinida; Philodinidae
Source: the annotation of a GenBank genome assembly
AUGGCCAGUGACGACGAAUAUGAAAUCGCUCUCAUCGACAAUGAAACAGAUGCGCGUUUAUGUGCUAAAUUAAUAGCAGAAGAAUUUGCUUCCCACAAUCCUUUGUCGACUUUUAAUCAGGUAACAGCUGAACAUCUAUUUGAUAAAUGGCUUUGGCCAUUAAUGAUCGAUGUACUUGAUGAAAAAUUAUCAUUUCUUAUACGACAUCGUCCAACAAAUGAAAUUAUUGCAGCAACCAUAGCCAAUGAUCUAUUCUUACUAUGUGAAAAACAUCCAUAUGAUGCUUCUAGUCCUGCAUCUAGUGAUCCAAUGGUAGAUUUAUUUGAAGAAAUGCGUGAUCGAUUUGUUCAUCAUGAUUUUGACCAAAAAUUACAACCGAAUAUGGUUUUAUGUAUUUCAGCUGGUGCAACACAAUCGAAAUACGCGGGCAAAAAUUUAGCUGUUCAAUUACGUACUCGUAUAUGUGAUCAUGCACGAGACACAAAAGGAUUUCAAUAUGCAUUUAUACAAACAACUAAUCCAGCAACACGUCAUAUCUAUGUUAAAAAAAUGAAUGGAAAAGAAAUGUCAAUUCUUGAUCCAGGAACUUGGUUAUGGAAGAAGAAAGGUGAUGAUUUAUCAUGUCCACUUGCAAGUUAUAAAGGCGAACCAAUUGUCAAUAUUCUUGUUAAACUGAACGAACGAAAAUGA